AGAGCCGUAUGGCCUCAUGCAUACACAGCACCUCAUGUUCUUCUAUAUAAGAAAUGUUCUUCGUCUACACAAUGUCCACGCAGAAACACAUAUAGAUGUGUAUAUUAUUAUCAGAUGGUCUUCAGUAGGUUUCUUCAUAUUGCUUGCAGAAUGCCUGCAUAUUUUACUAAUUUUGUACCUAUACAGCAGCACCAUAAUACACAUACAAUCUUUCUUUCUUCAGCCCAGGAUGCUUAACUUGAACACUUUGCUACCGGACCACCUGUGAGAAAGCCUUUGUGAGAAAUAUCUGCCCACAAAGGACCCCUGCUUCUGCGAUUCUUGUAUAUAAGGAAAUUUGUUUAGGUGUGGGAUUAGAAGAGAUCUGCGAAGAUGGGAAUUCUGAAUCUAUUUCUUGCUGCUUCAAUGCCGGUGCUGAAGGUGCUUUUGGUAACUGCUGUUGGAUCAUUCCUUGCACUAGACCGUAUCAAAAUAUUGACAGAGGAUGCACGGAAGCAUUUAAACACUGUUGUAUUUUACGUUUGCACUCCGGCUCUUAUACUUGGAACCUUGGCGCAAACAAUAACAUAUGACAGCAUGGCUAAGUUGUGGUUCAUGCCCAUAAACGUCUUCAUUACAUUUAUAAUUGGUACUUUGCUUGGUUGGCUGGUUAACCUUGUCACUAGACCUCCACCUCAUCUUCGAGGACUUGUUAUAGGCUGUUGUGCUGCAGGAAAUCUGGGCAACAUUCUCAUCAUUAUAGUCCCAGCAGUUUGCAAAGAAAAAGGAAGCCCAUUUGGAGAUCCCGAUGUCUGUAGCACAUAUGGACUUGCUUAUACUUCACUCUCCAUGGCGAUGGGAGCUAUCUUUCUGUGGGGUUAUGUUUAUAAUGUAAUACGAUUAUCUAUAGAAGUAAGUGCUUCCUCUGUUAGUGAGUGCACUACUAUAACAGGCACUGCAGAACCGGAGAGUUUCACUGAACCAUUACUUUCUCCAAAAGAAUACAACGUGUCUGAAGACAAAGCAGAUUCAUUACCCUGCACUAGGUUUGAUGGAACACAGGUGGGAGUUGCAGAUAAACUAAAGCAAAAUGUCAUGAACAUCUCAAGAAAUCUCAAUUUGAAGAAGUUAUUUUCCCCUUCAACGAAUGCAGCAAUCUUGGGCUUCAUAAUAGGACUUGUGCCUCUGCUUAAAAAUUUAUUGAUUGGUGAUGAAGCGCCUCUCCAUGUGAUUGAAGACUCAAUUGUCUGGAUUGGAGAUGCAGCUGUGCCAGUUCUCACUCUAAUAAUUGGCGCAAACCUCCUGAAAGGUUUGCAAGCAUCAGGAAUCCAGAAAUCCAUGAUUGUUGGCAUUAUAAUUGCUCGAUACAUUGCCUUGCCAAUAAUAGGCACUUUGAUCGUUCGCACUGCAGUCAGGUUUAAUCUGGUGUCAGCAGAUCCUCUGUACCAGUUUGUUCUUUUACUUCAGUUCGCGGUCCCUCCUGCUAUGAAUAUAGGUACAAUAACACAGUUGUUUGGUAAAGGUGAAAGCGAAUGUUCUGUUAUAAUGCUAUGGACCUAUGUUUUUGCUACUGUAUCGCUUACUCUUUGGUGUACCUUCUUCAUGUGGUUGGUCGCUUGAUUCCGCUAUUUCUACCACAUGAAAGGAUUACAGAUUCGAAGGUGUGAAAAUAAAGAACUGCUACAAGACUACAGGAAAAGAAUGUGUUGCACCCUUCAACAUGUAUUUUUGAAAUAUAGCAUAUUGAACUGAAAAUAUAGCUUCAAUACAUAGUUUCUUCCUGGUUUUUCA
Messenger RNA from Daucus carota subsp. sativus, 1770 nucleotides. Its product is annotated as protein PIN-LIKES 3-like. The coding region runs from base 373 to 1599 and encodes 408 amino acids. The record is from RefSeq and is a predicted model, not a curated record. Gene Ontology annotation, cellular component: membrane. NCBI's taxonomy places the organism in Eukaryota, Viridiplantae, Streptophyta, Magnoliopsida, Apiales, Apiaceae. Gene Ontology annotation, biological process: endoplasmic reticulum to cytosol auxin transport. The transcript is spliced from 11 exons.